GGUGCCGAGGGUUUUGGAAGAAGGCGUGAGUCAGCGUCAGAGAGCGUGUGAUUGAUUCUAUUUUUGUAAAUCGCUUGUGGGUCAGGCUCGGAUCGGAAACGUUGAGAUUGAACACACCGACUCCUUUCGAAUCAUUCCCUCUUCUUCUCUCGAGUCCUUUUCGAAAUCCGGGUUUCUGGGCUUGUAGGCUUCGAAUUUCUCUUCCACACCCAGAAAUCCGAUCUCCCUGACAUCGAUCAUGGAGGUUGAAGAAGAAGUCAGACGGGUCGUGGAGCAGGUUAAGGAGCUUCAGGAUUCUGCCUCCUCCUUCAUCUCUUCCUCGACCCAGGAGGAGCAGUCUCUCCGGCAGAGAUCCUCCGCUCUCGACGGCUCCAUCCGCCGCCUCCGCUCCACCAUCAUCUCCCUUCUGUCCGACAAGCGUCUCGAUCCCAAGCUCGCCGAGAAGCUCGAGGAGGAUUUGCAGCGGGCGAGAUGCAUGCUCGCCGAUGGAGACGCCUCUGCUUUUAUUCCCUCCAAACCUCAAGCAGGACGGUUCUUGAGAAUGUUUUUAGGGCCUGUGAAUGUUCGAGCCUUGCGUAAAGACAUCCAACUCAAAGUCAAAGAAGAAUACAAUAGCUACAGAGAUAGAACUGCUCUUCUUUUCCUUUUUUUCCCUGCAACCCUUUUGAUCCUGAGAUCUUGGUUGUGGGAUGGAUGUUUGCCUGCAUUCCCUGUCCAGCUGUAUGAGGUUUGGUUGUUGUUCCUCUAUGCUGGUUUGGCUAUGCGCGAGAACAUAUUGAGAGCCAAUGGGAGCGAUAUCCGUCCAUGGUGGAUUUAUCAUCAUUAUUGUGCCAUGAUUAUGGCCAUUGUCAGCCUCACAUGGGAAAUCAAAGGACAACCAAACUGCGCCCAGAAGCAGAGAGGGGUCCAUCUUUUCCUGCAAUGGGCUAUGAUGCAAGGUGUGGCAAUGCUUCUACAGAACAGAUACCAACGCCAAAGAUUAUAUACUCGCAUUGCACUGGGAAAGGCUAAGAGGAUGGACGUUGUAUGGGGAGAAACAGCCGGAGUUGAUGGGCAAAUAUGGCUAUUGUGUCCUCUACUGUUCAUUUUGCAGGGAUUCGAGGCUUAUGUUGGACUGCUGUUGUUCAAGGCAGCAUUAUCUGGGGUAGUCGCUGAAUGGCAGGUGAUGUUUUGUGGCAUUCUUCUAGUUGUGAUGGCAGUUGGAAACUUCACCAACACUGUAGAGACGCUGAUGGCAAAGUCAAGGUUCAAGGCAAAGAGGAAGAGAAGCAAAAGCAAAGCAGAGCUCGAUUAGACUUCCUAACUCCAUAGGAUCAGUCUUUUGAGACUGAGCUUCAUAGUUCUCAACUAUGGAUCUUUUCCCUUCUCCUAUUUUUGCCUAAAAAUAUUGAAGAUUUUUUUGUUUUGGUGGGGGGACCAGGGGUCUGGAAACUGGGAUGGCCCUCUCUUUGUGUAUAAAUGGAAGUGGCAGUUGAUGAUGUUUGAUGGGGUGGAGUGUUUGUGUAACAUUUUUCAACUGUGACAUUUGUGGGUUUUCACAAUCAGAUCCUCAGGUGCUGCUGUCUGAAUAAGUUUGUACCUUUUUGUCUC
Messenger RNA from Tarenaya hassleriana, 1590 nucleotides. RefSeq names its product transmembrane protein 120 homolog. The coding region runs from base 239 to 1294 and encodes 351 amino acids. Gene Ontology annotation, cellular component: membrane. The record is from RefSeq and is a predicted model, not a curated record. Lineage: Eukaryota; Viridiplantae; Streptophyta; Magnoliopsida; Brassicales; Cleomaceae. The transcript has 10 exons.